Molecule: messenger RNA, 1929 nt
Organism: Pocillopora verrucosa
Lineage: Eukaryota; Metazoa; Cnidaria; Anthozoa; Scleractinia; Pocilloporidae
Source: RefSeq, a predicted model, not a curated record
AUGGCUACCAAUUUAGUCAUCAACGUAAGAAACGCUCUAAAAGAACUACCCGAACCCAUGAUCUACGGUUGGCUGGACAGCACCGUCGCCCUCCACUGGAUUGUAGGAAAUGGUCAGUACCGACAGUUCGUCUCUAACCGCGUGCAAAAAAUAAGACAAUACCCACAGAUCCAGUGGAGACACGUGCCCACUACCGAUAACCCAGCGGACCUGGCGAGUCGAGGAGGCCAGGUAACCAACGCAGAGCUUUGGUGGAAUGGCCCAGCGUGGCUACGUAACCCUGAAAUGUGGCCAGAGAACCUGGUUACCGUGAAAUCCGAAACCUCAGAAGAAGAGGCAAAAGUCAUCCGAGAAGUGCUAAGCCUAGCAAAUGAGAAACCUGAACAAGAACGGAACGUGUUCGACGAACUCCUAGAACGCCAUGAUUUACGCCGAGCUCUUCGCAUCCAAGCUUGGGCGCGACGGUUCACCACUCACAGGGUGCGCAAGGGACCUCUUACUAGCGAAGACAUUCAAGAGACCAAGAACUGGUGGAUAGAAAGAGUCCAGUCUCAAGAUUUACAGAAACCACACUUUGAACAGACCAGGCAGAAACUGAACCUCGUUUCCAAUGCAGAUAGAAUUCUCGAAUGUCAUGGAAGAAUUCAAGGAAAAUACCCAGUGUACCUGCCAGCAGACGCCGUCUUUACGAGGAAGCUUGUACAGAGGAUUCAUGUCGAAACCUUACAUGGAGGUGUGGCCCUUACCAUGGCAGUGAUUCGUGAACAGUACUGGAUCCCAACCCUGAGACAGCUAGUGAAGUCUGUGCGAUCUGCUUGUUGGGGCUGUAAACGUUUCAUAGCUUCACCCUUAACAGUACCACCCCCUGGACCACUGCCUACAGACCGUACAGAUGGUGGAACAACCUUCGAAGUUAUUGGCACGGAUUUUGCUGGUCCUAUCAAGUACAAACAACGCAAGAAGGGCGAGGAGAAAGCUUACUUGGUUAUCUUCACGUGUAGCCUGUCCAGAGCCGUGCACCUAGAAUUAUUGUCUAGUCUAGAGACAAGCAAUUUUAUUACCUGUCUUAAACGCCUCAUCGCUCGCCGCGGCAGACCGCGCGUUAUCUACUCAGACAAUGGAGGCACCUUUAUCAAGGCUGCGAAAUGGCUUCGCCAAUUGCGAGGAGAUGAGCGCCUCCAAAGUCUCCUUGAAGAUUACGACAUAACCUGGAAAUUUAACUUAAGCCGGGCUCCUUGGUGGGGAGGACAAUUCGAGCGGUUGAUUGGAGUCGUAAAGUCCGCCAUGUACAAAGUCAUUGGGGGAGGUGUACUUACCUGGACUGAGCUGAGCGAGGUACUGCUCGACGUGGAAACACAAAUCAAUCGACGUCCAUUAAGUUAUGUAGAAGAUGAUGUCGAGCUACCAACACUUACACCGUCAACAUUCCUGUUUCAGCGAACUAGUCAGCUGCCAGAAGAGAAAACAGGGAGGAUCAAAGACCUGGACCUACGCAAACGUGCUAAAUACCUCAGGAACUGCAAGAACAAUCUCUGGAGGUGGUGGCAGAGAGAAUAUUUAACAGCUUUAAGGGAGCGGCACAACCUGACACACAAAGCGGCCAAAUUUCAGCCAAAUGUUGGAGAUGUUGUAAUUAUAAAGACCGAAAACAAGAAUCGUGGGAGUUGGCCACUGGCGAUAGUAAACAAAACCUAUCCCGGGAAGGACGGAAUCAUCCGCGCAGUUCAACUCAAGACAGCAAACGGACUGUUAGAGAGGCCUGUUCAACACCUGUACCCUCUUGAGCUAAACUGCGACCAGGCUUGUGAGACACAUGCAGACACUCCCACAGCAGAUUUGAACCCAAACGCACUAGUUUUCAGGCCCAGACGGGAUGCUGCAGUUGCUGCCAGAGCCCGAAUCCAGGACCUUGCUGAAGAUGAACAAUGA